AUGAAGGCUUCUAUUCUUCUUCUUGCCGCCUCCGCUGGCGUUGUCCUGGCCCAGCCUGCUUCCCUCGCCGAGCGUGGCUACUCUACAGGUGUCUGCCCUACCUAUGGCAACCCUUUCGAGCCUACUGCUGCGUGCUGUUACUAUACGAAUCGGCCUGACACAGGCUAUUCUGCUGUUGUCUGCUUAAAGGCUACCAGUACAAAUACUACCGCCGACUUUACAGAGAACUGCCGCCAAACCAAUCCUACUGCCCGACCCCGGUGCUGCCCCAAGGCUGCGGUUGCCAAGGAUGCGAGCGACAUGGACCAUAAAGAUUUGCUCUGCCAAGACCCUAAGGUUGUUAACUAG
Messenger RNA from Penicillium pulvis, 348 nucleotides. RefSeq lists its product as uncharacterized. The record is from RefSeq and is a predicted model, not a curated record. Lineage: Eukaryota; Fungi; Ascomycota; Eurotiomycetes; Eurotiales; Aspergillaceae. The coding region runs from base 1 to 348 and encodes 115 amino acids. The transcript is spliced from 2 exons.